Rhodotorula graminis WP1 is the source of this 784-nucleotide messenger RNA. RefSeq lists its product as uncharacterized. Bases 32 to 679 code for a protein of 215 amino acids. Gene Ontology annotation, molecular function: structural molecule activity; protein homodimerization activity. The transcript is spliced from 3 exons. Gene Ontology annotation, biological process: protein transport to vacuole involved in ubiquitin-dependent protein catabolic process via the multivesicular body sorting pathway. Lineage: Eukaryota; Fungi; Basidiomycota; Microbotryomycetes; Sporidiobolales; Sporidiobolaceae. The record is from RefSeq and is a predicted model, not a curated record. Gene Ontology annotation, cellular component: ESCRT II complex.
CGACGUCGCACCCAGCUCGAGCGACGCACAGAUGCAGCCCGCCACUCUCUCAUCCCGGCUCCCACCACCACCACCCACGACGCAGCAGCAGCCGCAGCCGCGACUGUCGCUGUCGCCCUCGGUCUCCCCCACCACUGGCUUCCUCCUCCCCUCGCUGUACCACUUCCCGCCCUUCUUUACCCGCCAGCCCAACCCGCAGACCUGGCACCACCAGCUCACAACCUGGCGCACCCUCACUCUCGCCCACGCCCGCUUCACCCGCACUUUCCGCCUCGACCUCUCGCACGACCAGUGCCACCUCGAGCCCUUCUCCAACCCGCAACUCGCCCGCCACCUCGCCCUCCCGACCCUCAAGCUCGUCCUCGAAGACCUCGUCGCACAGGGCCACGCCGCCUGGAUCGAGCCACCCGCUGCCCCAAAGUCGGCCGUGUGGGUCUACUGGAAACGGCCCGACGAAUGGGCCACGGCCAUCUACGACUGGGUCAAGGAGACGGGCCAGACCAACAGCGUCAUGACGUUCUACGAGCUCGUCGAAGGCGGCGACCUCGCCCACACGACCGAGUUCUACCGCCUCCCCGUCCCGCUCCUGCGCAAGGCGCUCGACCUCCUCGUCAAGCGCGGACAGGCCCAGGUCCUCAAGGGCCUCGGCGAGGACGGCGACGGCGUCAAGUUUGUCUAGUUUGUCGCGAGCGUGAGUCGAGCGAGAGGCGCGAGGGGCGAGGGCCAGGCGCGAGGUGUCCGAGAGGGUCGUGUUGUUGUAUCGCCAGCUCUGUCUUUCUCUUUC